CAAAGCAUCGCAAAACCGUAGGUUUAGAAACGCUUCGGACCAGAAGAUAUGAGAGGUGAGCUGCUCAUUCUGUUUAUCAUAAUAUGUCCUGCAUUGUAAUAGAUUCAUUACUGGAACUAUAGCCAAAAUUUGUGUAUGUAGACGUGUUGGGGGUCUGUUUAUUAAAAAUGUAACAUUUUAUUUUAUUUCUGAUCAAAAGAUCUACAUCUAGAAAACUAAUUAACUUAAAAAAGAUUCGUUAAUUUUGAUGAAUGAGAUUCAAAGAAUCGAGUCACUAAAAUAAUCCAAACUUCCCAUUACUACUGGCGGGUGUUGCACAUCAGCAGUUUUGAUGCAUAUUUUGAGCAACAAAAAAUUAAACACGUUUUUUCACCAUAAUCAUUAGAAUUACAUAAAAACACUAAUGAACUAAAAGAAAAUACAUUUAAAUUAAAUAAAGAUUUCUUGUAAUUUAAAAAUUUCUUUCUUCCUGGACAGAUAAUUCAACUAGUGUUGAGUGAAGUUCUUAAAACAAGUAAAAUUAUCUGUCCAUGUAGCAAGAUAAAAUUAACAAGUUUCAUACAAGUCUCAGCUGAACUUUGAAAUGCAUUUUUGCACGGAAUGAGGGUUGUGGAAUUUAGCCCUACUUUAUUUACACUAAACUCACUAUCUGGGUGACAAACGUCCUGAGCAGUGUGCAGAGCAGGAAAAGUUAUAAAGACUUAUUGUAAUGUACUUAUAUGCACCUCAAUUCUGAAUUCAUUCUGACUCGAAAACUCCCAAACUAUGCCUUCAAGGCUGAUGUUUAUAGUAAAAUUAUCACAACAAUUUUUGUUCACAGUGAUAUACAGAAGGCAGGAGACAAAACAGGAAAGAACAUCAUCACAGAUACAGGGCACGACCCAGAAUCUGCUGCUGUAAAUGAAUUCCAGAAAAAGUUCAAAUUAAAUCUGAUGAAGAAGUUUCAGUUCUUGAAUGGAGUGAUGAUAAACCUGGGAACACAAACACUCCUGAAUGAAAUUUACACAGAGCUCUACAUCACAGAGGGAGACAGUGGAGACGUCAAUAAUGAACAUGAGGUGAGACAGAUCGAAGCAGCGUCCAGGGGAACAACAACAGAGGAAACAUUAAUCAAAUGCAAUGACAUUUUUAAGCCCUUAUCUGAAAAAGACGAAGACAUCAGAUCUGUGCUGACGAAGGGAGUCACUGGCAUCGGAAAAACUGUCUCUGUGCAGAAGUUCAUUGUGGACUGGGCUGAAGGGAAAGCAAAUCAGGACGUCCACCUCAUAUUUCCACUUCCUUUCAGAGAGCUGAAUUUGAUGGAGGACCAGAAACUGAGUCUGAUGGAGCUCCUUCAUAUCUUUUUUAAAGAAACUGUAAUGUCCAUUUGGGAAAAAGUUCUGUUUAUUUUUGAUGGAUUGGACGAGUGUCGUUUUCCUCUAGAUUUCCAGAACACAGUAAGAGUGUGUGAUGUAACUGAAUCUGUAUCAGUUCCCGUGCUGCUGAUAAACCUGAUCAAAGGGAAUCUGCUUCCCUCUGCUCUCAUCUGGAUCACCUCCCGACCUGCAGCAGCUGAUCAAAUCCCCUCUGAGUGUGUCCAUCGAGUCACAGAGGUACGAGGGUUCAAUGACCCACAGAAGGAGGAGUACUUCAGGAAGAGGAUCAGUGAUCAGAGCCUGGCCAAUAACAUCAUCACACACCUGAAGUCAUUAAGAAGCCUCUACAUCAUGUGUCACAUCCCAGUCUUCUGCUGGAUUUCAGCCGCUGUUCUAGAGAAAUUCUUGUGUGAAGCAGAGAGAGGAGAGAUCCCCAAGACUCUGACUCAAAUGUACACACACUUCCUCAUCAUUCAGAUAAACAUCAAAAGAGAAAAGUACUCAAAGAAGCAGGAGAGUGAUGAAGAAAUGCUUCUUAAACUGGGAAAACUGGCUUUUGAGCAGCUGGAGAAAGGGAACCUGAUCUUUUAUGAGGAAGACCUGAGAGAGUGUGGCAUUGAUGUGAGAGAAGCAGCAGUGUACUCAGGUGUGUGUACGCAGAUCUUCAGAGAGGAGUUUGGGCUUCACCAGAGUAAAGUGUACUGCUUUGUUCAUCUGAGCAUUCAGGAACACCUCGCAGCUCUGUAUGUGCACCUGAUGUUCAGGAUAGACAAUAAAAAUGUUCUUAAAAAAAGUCGAGCUUCAAAACAGAAAAAGGAAGAAAUUACAGUUUUAGUUUUUCACAAGUGUGCUGUGGAUGAAGCUUUAAAAAGUCAGACUGGACAUCUGGAUCUUUUCCUUCGCUUUCUUCUGGGUCUCUCACUGGAGUCCAAUGAAAAACUCUUACAGGUCUUAGUAACACAGACAGGAAGUAGCUCCCAGAGCACACAGGAAACAGUUCAGUACAUUACGCAGAAGAUCAGUUGGGAGCGUUCUACAGAGAAAUCCAUCAAUCUGUUCCACUGUCUGAAUGAACUGGGUGAUAAUUCUCUAGAGGAGGAAAUCCAACGCUACCUGAAAUCUGGAAAACAAAGUGAACUCUCUUUAUCACAGUUGUCUGCUCUGGUGUUUGUGUUACUGACAUCAGCACAGGAUCUGGAGGAAUUUGACCUGAAUAAAUAUAUCAGUCCAGAUAAGAUAACAGAUGAUGUUCUUCUGAAGCUGAUGCCUGUGAUUGAAGCAUCCAGGAAAGCAACUAUCAGGUGUGAUAAGGUUGGAGUAAAAAGUUGUUCAGCUCUGGGCUCAGCACUCAACUCAGAAACCUCCAAUCUGAGAGAACUGCGUCUGACUGUGAAAACACUGGAUCUGUCCAACAGUACACUAGGAGACUCAGGAGUGAAGUGUCUCUGUGCUGUACUGGAGAAUCCUCACAGUAAACUGGAGACACUGAGGUAAGAUCAUCUCUCUGAGAGUCACAUGACCUGCUCCUCAGUAAGACACAUUCUCUAAUAGUGAGACUGAAGCAGAAGUUUUAGGUUGAUCAUCAAUGUCCUGAGGAGGAAGAUUGUUUCUUUUCACUGCACACUGAUGAUUUGUCACAGAGUCUUUGGGUCAGAUGUACGUAUGUGAGAAGCUGCAGAGCAAAACAUGACUUGAUGUGACUGCAGUGUGUCUGAAAUGACUGUGAAAUUUACUAAA
This is a messenger RNA of Clarias gariepinus (North African catfish), 3092 nucleotides long. RefSeq names its product NLR family CARD domain-containing protein 3-like. NCBI's taxonomy places the organism in Eukaryota, Metazoa, Chordata, Actinopteri, Siluriformes, Clariidae. Bases 720 to 2849 code for a protein of 709 amino acids. The record is from RefSeq and is a predicted model, not a curated record. The transcript is spliced from 3 exons.